Apis dorsata (giant honeybee) is the source of this 5663-nucleotide messenger RNA. Its product is annotated as ankyrin repeat domain-containing protein 50. The record is from RefSeq and is a predicted model, not a curated record. NCBI's taxonomy places the organism in Eukaryota, Metazoa, Arthropoda, Insecta, Hymenoptera, Apidae. Gene Ontology annotation, molecular function: protein binding. The transcript has 16 exons. Bases 582 to 4985 code for a protein of 1467 amino acids.
AAUUUUCUCUGUUCCAGGCGUAGAAUGCAGCGAUACGAAGCGCGGUGCUCGUCCGCGACGAGGCGAUGAGAAGGCUGAAUGGAGGCCGAGGAAGCCUCAGAGCCCCCUGGGGCUCCGACGAAUCUUCCCUCAGAGAAGCACAACAAGAUGAACCGUAGUCGCACACCGCAUUCAUUCUUUAACUAAAUCAACUAUCCUUUGCAACUUGUACAAAAUUGCAAUUAAAACAUAAACAAUUGAUAUUAUCAACUAACGAAACAAUCAAAACUCUCGAUCCACUUUGGAGAAACGAUUUUGAAGAAACCGCGCUUUUACAUACCUACGAACAGAUCGAUCGAUCAUCCAAUUAGUUUAGAAAAUUCAAACAGCAGAGCUCUUCACGAAUACGGCCUCUGAUAUAUUUCCUAUCCAGACGCACAAAUCAUUUCGAACCACUUUGGAAUUGUGUUUGAUAUGAAUAUAAAUCUGAAAGAAAAGAUCUAUUAACACGCGAUAACCAAGAGUUCUGAACAACGAAGUGUAAUUACGAUUAGGAUCGUUUGGUUUAAUUUUUAUUAAGGAAGGAACAAUCGUUUGGAAAGAUGGCCGCACCGGUGAUAGAGAAGAAACGAUUCUUUUGCCGCGAAUGGGCGUUCACUAAAUUGUCCCAUUGCUUGGAGCAAAGGCCAGCCUCGAAAACCUGCGGUGUUCUGGUCGUCGGUGGUCCAGGAAGCGGGAAAACUGCGUUCAGUGCGGAAUUAGCUUGGCCAUCGGCCGGUGCCAAUGCCAGACAUCAAAGAUCUUUGAACAGGAGAUUAUUGGCCAGGCACUUUUGCCAAGCUAGGAGCGAAGCAUCCUUGUCACCAGCACAAUUCGUCAGAUCCCUAGUUGCUCAACUUCUGCAACCCGGUUCGGAUGGAAUUCACAGAGUGUCUUCGAGCUCUCCAAUACCAGGAAGCACAACGACCACCAAUGCCACAACAGUACCAUUAACAUCGAGGGAAAUGGUGGCAGAAGCGUACGCGGAAAAGCUUAGAACGGACCCAGAAAUACAAGCCGCCUUGCAACCAGAUGUUCUUGACAGAGACCCCGACGACGCUUUAAAGAAGGCACUACUAUUUCCUCUUCUCGAGUUGGAACCACCAAAAAAUUGUCUGUUUCUAUUAGUCGAUUCCAUCGACGAGGGUCAAACUUUGGAUCUUCCACAAACCGGUACCAGAGACUCAAGAAGAGAAAAUGAUAACGUCAGUAGAACAAUUGCUGAAUUGUUGGCUAAUCAUCAUCAUCUGUUUCCUCAAUGGUUGCUGUUGGUUUGUACCGCUCGGCGUCAGAGCAAGCCAAUCUCGAGGAUGUUCAGCGGCUUUCGGAAAAUCCCUUUGGAUGAUUUAAGAAAGUCCUUAGUGGUCAGAGAUAUUCAGCAGUAUAUUCUCGCUCGGUUAGAUCAAGAAGAUGCGCUUAGGCAGCACAUCUCGCGCGAUACAGCCGAGAUGCUAAACCAGCUGCACAUCAAGAGCAACGGCUGUUUCCUGUACCUGGAGAAAGUUCUCGAUGGUGUGGCCGAGAACUUUAUCGUGCUACGCGAGGUUCGCGAGAUACCAGGCACCCUGAAUGGUCUCUACCUAUGGUUGUGUCAAAGACUCUUCAGUAGAAAGCAAUUUGCCAAAGUUCAACCUUUGCUAAACGUGAUACUGGCCGCAAAACUACCAAUCACACAAGAGAUACUCUACAAAUGCGUAAAAACGGCAUGCACGAGUAUUACCAUAGAAGACUUCAACCGACGUUUGCACCUUUUACGCAGAGUCAUCUCUGUCUCUCGUGCAGGAGCAUUGAUGUUAUUCCAUCAUAGUUUUGCAGAAUGGUUGCUGGACGUGAAACAUUGCACGCAGAAAUAUUUAUGUUCCGCUAUUGAGGGUCACGCAAUGCUGGCCGCUUAUUAUACCCUUCGUGGACCAGAAUUAAACGCCGACGAGAUCUGCGUGUUAGGACAACAUCUGCAACGAGCCAUAACGAGUAUAGCUACUACAAAUUGUAACCUGGAUGUGCACACGCUUCAAGUGGUCUGGAUGGUAGGCAGUGGAGCGCCUAUAGAAGACUGUUACCUGGACAGUUCUGAAUGCAUUCUCUGGCCUAGGCAAGAGGUGAAAUUAUUGAAGUUGUUGAUUGAUGCCGGAGCCAAACCAUCCGAGAAAAUUGUCGAAGACGAUGCCAAUAAGGAUGCUGUCUCUUCUAGUCAAGUCUCGCAAGAUGUAAGCCCUAUGGAUGAAUCUCCCAGCGAACCAUUAACGGAACUACUCGGCGAAAGCGGGGACAUCAAUCAAGCUGAUUCUUGCGGACGAACAGUACUGCACACGCUUGCUGCAGAUGGUAAUGCAUCUCUGCUGGAGCUGGCUCUAGCGACGUGUCCACAGGCAAAGUUGGAAGCUACUGAUCGUCACGGUCAAACACCUUUGAAUCUUGCUGCCAGGCAUGGUUAUGCGGAUGUGGUACGAGUUCUGUUGGCUGCUGGGGCUUGUGCGGAUCAUGCUGACUGCGAUGGAUGGACAGCUCUUAGGGCUGCUGCCUGGGGUGGACAUACUCAGGUAGUCGAAAUGCUGCUGGAGCAUGGAGCAAUGGUGGAUUGCGCCGAUUGGGAUCAACGAACCGCGCUCAGAGCAGCCGCUUGGGGUGGCCACGAGGACAUCGUUAAAGCGCUUCUACAGCACGGCGCCGACGUGAACAGAACAGAUGACGAGGGUAGAACCGCCUUAAUUGCCGCUGCUUACAUGGGUCACAGCGAAAUCGUCGAACAUCUUCUAGACUUCGGCGCGGAGAUCGAUCACGCCGAUAACGAUGGAAGGACUGCACUCAGCGUCGCUGCCCUCUGUGUCCCUUCCAAUCAUGGCUAUGCAAAAGUAGUUACAAUUCUAUUGGAAAGAGGAGCUGCAGUCGAUCAUCAAGAUAAGGAUGGUAUGACACCAUUGUUAGUGGCUGCAUUCGAAGGACAUAGGGACGUUUGUGAAUUAUUGUUGGAAUACGAGGCAGAUGUAGAUCAUUGCGCGGGUCGCACACCUUUGUGGGCAGCUGCUAGCAUGGGCCAUGGAUCAGUGGUUGCUCUUCUCUUAUUCUGGGGAUGUUACGUUGAUAGCAUCGAUAACGAGGGCAGGACAGUUUUGAGCGUGGCUGCUGCUCAAGGCGGCACAGAUGUAGUAAAACAAUUAUUAGAUCGAGGCUUAGAUGAACAACAUAGAGACAAUUCAGGUUGGACACCCUUACAUUAUGCAGCAUUUGAAGGUCACAUCGACGUUUGUGAAGCACUACUAGAAGCAGGAGCCAAAAUUGAUGAAACUGACAAUGAUGGAAAAGGUGCACUAAUGUUGGCUGCACAAGAAGGACAUGCUGCAUUAGUUGAAAGACUGUUAGAACAGCAUGGAGCGCCAAUCGAUCAACAUGCUCAUGAUGGAAAAACUGCUCUCAGACUUGCAGCUUUGGAAGGUCACUACGAUACUGUCAGGGUACUAUUAGCUCAUAAUGCAGAUGUGAAUGCAAAAGAUGCUGAUGGAAGAAGCACUCUUUAUAUUCUUGCUCUAGAAAACAGAUUGGCAAUGGCAAGAUUUUUGUUGGAGCAUGCCCGAGCAGAUGUGGAAAGCAGAGAUUCAGAAGGACGAACUCCUCUGCAUGUAAGUGCUUGGCAGGGACAUGUCGAAAUGGUAGCUUUGUUAUUAACAGAAGGUAGUGCCAGUGUAAAUGCUUGUGACAAUGAGAAUAGAACUCCUUUACAUUCUGCAGCCUGGCAAGGUCAUGCAGCCAUUGUCAGAUUGCUCCUUGAACAUGGAGCAACUCCUGAUCAUACUUGUAAUCAAGGAGCAACAGCUUUAGGUAUUGCCGCACAAGAGGGUCAUGAACACUGUGUACGAGCACUUUUAAAUCACGGUGCUGAUCCCAGCCACUCUGAUCAUUGUGGUCGAAAUGCUAUCAAAGUAGCUGCCAAAAGCGGCCAUGAUACAGUAGUAAGAUUGCUCGAGGAAUAUUCAGCUAAUCAACGAAGUCUAAGGCCUGGCAUCAAUGGAGGCGGAAGUAGUAGUGCUACUUCAGUAACAUCAAAUUCGACAGCAGAAACAAAACCAUCAUCCGCAAUUUUGAAUCCCCUUUCAACUCAAUACAGUCCGGCAGAGUCGCCGGAUUCGACAAAAAGAAGAAGCUGCGUGUCUCUGGGAAAUAAUUCCAGCAACAGUAAAUCUAGUAGCAAUCUAACCGGUAGCACAAAAAGCGAUCAGGGAAAAUUUAACCAGAACUCGAUGGUGAAUCAGGUAAUAAAAACACCAUUAUCUUUCACGCAACAACUGCAACAAUGCUCGAGGGGAGCCAAGAGUCGUCCACUCAGCAAACUUUUAUCACCUCUGAAAAGUGAACCGCAAAGUCCUAUCUACGCAUCACCACCUCAUUCGCCGUUAAGUGACAGCCUGAUACCCUAUUCGCCAACAAACACAAGUCCACCUAGUGCUCAGACCGCGGCGAAUGUGAUACAAAAUCAACUUGGAGUAUCAUUGUUGACUGGAAAUCAAAAUAUACCAUAUAAAGUGCAGAUCGGAGGAUAUAAUCAUACAUCGGCUAUUUACGAACCGAUUAAUAUAAAGACCGAGAUCAUCGAUAAAAAUGAAAUUAGCAAACCAUUUGAAUUAACGAACGAAAUGUUAGGUUUAAGCGUGACAAAAGACAAAAAAAAUGGACUUGAUGAAAAAAGAAAUUCAGCCGACACUCAUUUCACUAGAGAUACUCAUAUGAGAAUAAUAUUGGGUAACAGUGGUGCUGGUGUUGGCAGAAGCGUAAAACAUGCCUCAGAUCAUACACCUGCUAGUGCAAGUAAUGCAAAACCAAAGCGUAAUGGUUUGGUUUCCAAUCCAGCCAUGAGAUUAGUAGCAGGUGUUAGGAAUGGAAUUGAAAAUGCAACUAAUAGAAACAAACCUAUCACAACGCGAGUUAAUGGAUUUCAGUGGAAGGCUGAGGCACGAAAGGAAACACCUUUGUAGGGACAGGUUGUAUUCUCAGAAACAUCUCAGCGGGAUACUGGAAUCCGUUAUUGCGGCUGGCGAAUUGUAAUCACCAAAAAGCGGAAGUCAAUAAAUAAAUUUUUCUCUUUUUAUUUGAGCAAAAUCAAAUUACCUCACAUGAAAAAAUAGAUUAAAAAAAUAAAAAGAAUUGCAGUCAAAAGGAAAAUAAUAUAAAAAUAAAAAUUGCGUAAUAUAAAAAAAACCAAAUAUUAAACAGUAUAGAAAAAUAUGUAGAUCUAGAUAUGUAAACUUUACGAAACGUGACUUUGUAUAAAUGUAACGUUAAUAAAAUUCUUUAUUGAUCUCACUAAUACUUCAUAUAAACAAAAAAAAAUGAAUUAAUUAUUGAAACCUUUAAAAUUUAAGUAAUUAUGAUUUUAAUGAAAAAAGAUGAUAUAUUAUAAAAUUUUUUUCUUCAGAAGACUGGAUGCAAAUGAAAUUCAUAAUGUGAUGUGAAUGAUGCAGCAUUGUAAAGAUAUGUAUAAAUUAUAUUAAACGAUUAAAAAAAAAAUAUAGCAUGAUAAUGCAAACUCAAUUACAAAUACGUAAAAUUAUGGCCUGAAAAUUGAUAAAAACAUGUGUAAAUACACAUCUUUUAUGUAUUGCACGAUCGUAUUUAUUAUAUUGUAAUAGAUGCAAAAUAAAUAAAAAGUAAAA